CCCGCCUCAAAAUUUAUUCCCAGCCCAAUUCAAAAUUGAACUUCUCUAGCGCCUCUCUCUUAUCCGAACGCUGAAGUGCGGAACGCUCUUGUGCGAAGAACGAAUAACGAAGAAGCGGAAGAUUGGGAAGAACGAAGACGAACUCACGAACCUGGACCCUGCGACGAAGACGCGACAAACGGGAAUAGGAGAACCGCAGACCACCUGCUGCGCCGCUGUCCCCGUCCACUCCGGCUCUCCGCUCUCCGCUCUCCGCCUUCCGAACCCGGUUCUGCCUGGCCGCCUGGGCUCUGUCUCCAGCUCCGCUGCUCCAGCCUCCAGCCCCGCCCCAUUGUAAGUUUCUGGAUCCGCCCCUGACUGGAAUCACAGCUUCUGCACUUCUGCAGUUUAGCCUUCAGGUUCAAGAUGGUUGCGACGCUGUUUGAAGAUAUUUUCACAGUAACUGAAAUAAAUCCAGAGGGGAAAAUAUUCAAUAAUGUUGAUCGCAUCGUGGCAAAGGGCAACCAGUUUGAAAAGACUAUGGUAUUAGACGUGAAUUCACAGAUAUGUCACAUUGACGUUAAGGAUAAACUUAAGAUUGUUCUGGUCUCCACUAUAAAUUUGGAUGGGACUCCAGAUUCGGGUUACUAUCUUCAGGGAAACAGGAAAUCACUUGCUGAUGACUAUGAGUAUGUUAUGCAAGGAAAGCUAUACAGGAUACCUGAGGGAAACUCGCGGGAUGAACUUUAUAUUCCGUUAUGUUCCUUGGUACAGGAGGCUAAUAGUUUCGUUCGGUGGGCUUCUGAUGGAACUGAGUGCUGACUCAUCAAUAGCUGCUAAAUUUGAGCUUGAUCAGAGGCUGUUCAUUCUAAUCAGAAAGAUAUAAACAAAUAGUCUCUACUGAGAUCUUUCUUCUUCAGUCAUGCAUUCAAGCAAGUCCGACUUUGGAAUGUUAAAACUCUUGAGCAUUUGCAUUGUCUAUCAUAAAAAUUAUGAAGUGCUUGAUUGCAUUGGAGUUUUAGUUGGAAAAUUGGCUUGUGAUGAUGAAAGUGGGUAAAGUUCUACACAUCUACAUCUAUCUAUUCCAUCUUUUGAAGUUAUGAUCUCUCAUGCUACUGCAUGCCAUAAUCUAUAGUCUCUACCAGUUGAAAAGCAGUUCUUUUUAAGCAACUACUCUUGGACCGCCCAUGGUCUUCGCAAAAAGUUUUGACCAUUUCUAUCAAGUCUGUUGAUUAACAUCUGAACAUUUUAUAAGAUCAAACGUGCCUAGCUUGUCCGGUAUAACUCACAUGGGGCUUUGUAAACAGGUUGCAAUAUUGGCUUCUACUAUUGAUUAUAG
Cuscuta epithymum is the source of this 1318-nucleotide messenger RNA. The record is from the annotation of a GenBank genome assembly. Lineage: Eukaryota; Viridiplantae; Streptophyta; Magnoliopsida; Solanales; Convolvulaceae.